Molecule: messenger RNA, 792 nt
Organism: Pterocles gutturalis (yellow-throated sandgrouse)
Lineage: Eukaryota; Metazoa; Chordata; Aves; Pterocliformes; Pteroclidae
Gene: IGSF22
Product: immunoglobulin superfamily, member 22
Source: RefSeq, a predicted model, not a curated record
AUGCGAUCAGGGGUUCCAAUUCAGUUGGUCAGCAAUCUCAAGAACACUCAAGUGAAAAAGAAGGGAAAAGCCAGCCUGGAGUGUGUGCUGGCUUCUGAAGAUGUCACCCUGAAGGGGAUGAAGAAUGGACAAGUGAUGGGGAGGUUUCCUAAGUACACCAGGAAGGAUGAAGGGAGGAGAGCAGAGCUUAUCAUUAGUGCUGCUGAGCGGAGUGACUCGGGAGAUUGCCCAGCGAUCGCUAUGCAGGACAGUGAUCCUAAGGAGCAGUACAGCAGUGCCCGUGUGACUGUGGAGGAGACAUCUGCAACUAUGAAGAAUGUAUGUGAUGUUCAUGCUCUAACUGGGGAUCCUGCCAAGCUCUGUGUUGUCCUGAAUGAUGCAAAAGUGGAAGGAAUAUGGCUCAAGGAUGGCAAAUAGAUUACGGCCAUGAAAGGGAUCCAGACAGUGAAGCAGGGAGACAUCCAUUAACUCAUCAUUGAGAAAAUAGAGGAGCAUGAAGGGACCGUUACCGCGAAGACUAAGCGUAUGGCAAGCAUUAAGCGUACGGCAAGCAUCAAGGUGCCUUUCAAGGCAAAGCCAGUGCCCAAAGUCAGGUGCUUCAACGAUGAUACUGAGGUGACAGAGGAAGAGAAAGUGGUGAUGGAGAAAGCCAGCGACUACAUUACAAUCAAAACCUGUGCAAGAGAAGACACCGGAGACAUUGUACUGAAUCUGAAAAACGACUCUGGCUCGGCUUCUGACAAUAUUCUUAGCUCAACCUUGUUAGUAGGUCCUAAAUUAAUCAUUUUAUAG